This is a messenger RNA of Aspergillus nidulans FGSC A4, 1086 nucleotides long. Its product is annotated as alpha/beta hydrolase. Gene Ontology annotation, molecular function: hydrolase activity. The record is from RefSeq and is a predicted model, not a curated record. NCBI's taxonomy places the organism in Eukaryota, Fungi, Ascomycota, Eurotiomycetes, Eurotiales, Aspergillaceae. Bases 1 to 1086 code for a protein of 361 amino acids. The transcript has 3 exons.
AUGGAUUUCUCUGAGUACACCGGCCCCAGCGACGAGUGGGUUGCCCUUGAGCGCGAUCUGCCCGCUGACGUCCCUGAUCUCGACCCCAACCAGCUCAAGGACGCCGUCAACAAAACCCGCGAGGAGGGCGCAGCCCGUGAGCUGAUCGAGCAGGGCCUCUCUUCCAAGGUAACACUGCGCGACCACACCAUCCCCACCCGCGACGGCUACAGCCUGGAGGCACGCAGCUACAGGCCCGCAAAUGUAAGCCCGUCUGAGCCUCUGCCUAUCUACAUUCACCUGCAUGGAGGCGGUUUUUUGUUCGGCACGCUCUCAUCCGAGGAUGCAACCUGCGCGCGGAUUGUCGCCUCACUCCACGAGCAAAACACGCCCGUCGUCGUCGUGAACGUCAACUACCGCCACACCCCAGAACACAUUUACCCGACUGCCUGGAACGACACUGAAGACGCCUUUCACUGGAUUCACGACCACCUUUCAGAAAUCGGUGGCGAUGGAGAGCGCCUCGUCAUGGGCGGUAUCUCCGCCGGCGCAUGGCUGACUGCAUCGACGACGAUCGCUCAGGCAACAGGCAGAAACAAAGACCUUGCGCAACGCCCUAAGAUCAAAGGACAGGUUCUUAUGAUUCCUCCGCUGGCACAUUAUAACUGCUAUGACCCGCAGCUGGCGCAGAUCCGGGACCCCAGCGUGUCGAGCUACGUGGAAAACCGCGAUGCGCCGGUUCUGCCAUUCAAGAGAAUGGAGCUCUUUACGUCAUUGCUCAAGGUUACCGGCGGGAAGGAGGUUGAGAAGGAUCUGAGGCUCAACCCAGGGAAUGCGAGCAAGGAAGAUGUCAAGGGACUGCCGCCAUCGACGUUCGGGGUCGCUGGGAUGGAUGUCCUCAGGGAUGAGGGGCUGUUAUAUGCGAAGCUGCUCGCUGAGAAUGGGGUUCCUACACAAACGAAUGUCUUCAAGGGUGUCCCGCAUGGCUUUAGACGGUAUGGAGAUCGGCUGUCGGUGUGCAAGAAGUGGGACGAGGUCAUGGCAGGGGGGAUCAAGUGGGCACUGGAUGAUCCUGCUCCAGGUCCUUUUGAGAUCCAUGCUUUCUGA